This is a messenger RNA of Malus domestica (apple), 1972 nucleotides long. RefSeq names its product E3 ubiquitin protein ligase DRIP2-like. Gene Ontology annotation, molecular function: ubiquitin-protein transferase activity. NCBI's taxonomy places the organism in Eukaryota, Viridiplantae, Streptophyta, Magnoliopsida, Rosales, Rosaceae. The record is from RefSeq and is a predicted model, not a curated record.
AGGCAAAACUCUCUCUGUCCUCUCACAGAUCACAGACACACACACACUCUCUCUCUCUCUCUCACUCAUGUUUUUUCAUCGAAGCUCGACUUUGUCCAAAAAUCCCCAACAAACCGAACGUGUUUUUCCCGCAAGCAAUCACAACCCUUCUCUCAAUUUCGCCCCAAAAGCCCGCCACUUUCUUCACUCACCUCAGAUCCGACACCUCCAACCAUCCGACACGUCCGAUGAAACCCAAGACAAAGCCCCACCCUUUCCUUAGUUUCCUCACAUAAUCAUACGAAAACCACUGCGUCUCUGUCGGGUCGGGCGUUGAAUGUGGUUUGGGGGGGUGGGGGAGGGGAGCGUAGACACAGAGGUUCGGAGAUUAUAAGGACUGAGGAGGUGGAGGAAGAGAUGGCGGCUGGUGAUGGUGGUGGUCAGGUGGUGAAAGUUAAGAGGGAGAAACUGGAGGCAUGCAUGACGUGCCCUCUUUGUAAUAAGCUGUUGAAGGAGGCUACAACUAUUUCACUCUGCCUCCACACGUUUUGCAGGGUGUGCAUUUACGAAAAGUUAUCUGAUGAGGAGGGGGACUGCUGUCCCGUCUGUGAAAUUGAUCUCGGAAUUUUACCUGUCGAAAAACUCAGGCCAGACCAUAAUUUGCACGAUAUUAUAGCCAAGAUAUUUCCCGUUAAAGGAAAGAAAGUUGAUACACCUGAAGCUAACAAGCCCGAAGCUAAUGAUCCUGAUGUUACGCCAUCUUCGUUGCCAGUGAAAAGGAAGGAGAGAUCAUUAUCUUCAUUGGUAGUCAGUGCCCCCAAAGUUCCAGUGCAGUCAGGUAUGACUGGAAAGAGGUCAAGAGCUUUGUCAAGAAAGGGUGCUGCUUUACGAGGAUGCAGUUUUUCUGCUGAAGAACCUGCGAAGAAGGAUGAUUCUACAGAAGACCAUCCAAUGAGCUCUAACUCAACUGGUAAUCUUGUUGAAUUCGCACGAAAUAAGAGCCAGGAUUUGCUUGAGCAUUCAUAUGAGCAAAAUCCUAACAAAGUUAUGAACAGUGACGUUGAAAUAACAGAAGGGAAAGCUGACCUGUGGACGCCCUUAAACUGUCUUGUAGAGGCUGCUAAUCGAACCAAGUCCUCAAAGUCAAAUUCACAAGGGUUGCAUGCCACGUCAGAUCCAAUCAAUUCCAUUGAUAAUGAACUUUAUAUGUCUCAAAAUAAGGCUGAAGGAGAAUCACCAAAUGCUCUGGACUGCAUCAGGAAUGCAUAUACGCCCAAAACCAAAAAAAAGGAGGCCAACCAGAAUGCAAGAGGAAAAAAUAAUAGUAACGGAGCAGGGGCAUCAGGACCGGUGAAACGUAAAAGGGUGCGCGCAGCUAAUCAGAAGAGGGUAGCAGCAUCUGGGGAAGCAAGUGCCUCAACUCAACCUAUGCUGGAUAUAUGUGGGGCUAAGUAUAGAAAUGUUCCUGUUUGGUUCUCCUUGGUAGCAUCUGAAGACUGGAAAGGAGAAAUUUCAUUGCCACAGAUAUCAGCAUGUUGCUUGAAAAUAAAGGAUGGUAAAAUGCCCGUAUCAAUAAUCCAGAAGUACCUUGCAAUGAAACUUGAACUUAGCAGUGAAAAUGAGGUAGAGAUACUGUGUCGGGGUCAGCCGGUGCUUCCAACAUGCCAUCUAGAAACCCUAGUUGAGAUGUGGUGCCGAACAGCACCAACAACGAAAAAGGUACCGGCAACAGUUGGCUCCUCGGCUAAAGAUUUUGUGAUGGUCCUCAAUUAUUGUCGUAGGGUUCAAAAUCCCUGAAAGAACCAAUAAAACUUUCGUUUUCUUGGUAAAACAAUGAAAGUUUCUCUUUUGUUGUUGAUCCUAGGGUUCGAAAUCUCUGAAAGAACAAUUAAAAUUUUCAUCUCAUGUUGUCUUCCUCGUUUACCAGUUCAAUAUGUAUAGUACCUGUUGUCAGAUUUUACUGGUAUUUUAACUAAGUUUAUCUGCUAGAUCA